Messenger RNA from Chaetomium globosum CBS 148.51, 2688 nucleotides. RefSeq lists its product as uncharacterized. The transcript is spliced from 2 exons. The record is from RefSeq and is a predicted model, not a curated record. Bases 1 to 2688 code for a protein of 895 amino acids. NCBI's taxonomy places the organism in Eukaryota, Fungi, Ascomycota, Sordariomycetes, Sordariales, Chaetomiaceae.
AUGACCUGGCACCUCCGCCUAGGCCACCCAGGACCCAGGGUAUUAGAACACCUGGUCAAUCACUCCCUGGGCGCACGCAUCAAAGGCAUUACCACCGUCCAAUGCGACGGGUGUGGGCAAGGCAAGGCUAAACGCCAGAUUAGUCGUGCAACAAGGACUACAGAGAUGGAACCUGGAGACCGGUCACCCAAGUAUAUCCUCGAUUGGAAGUCACCGUACGAGCGGUUCCACGAAGGUCUGGCAGGCAAGGACAACGACAGCCCGACCAGAAUACAACGACCGAAUCAGAGCCACCUCAAGGUCUAUGGGUGCAAGGCAUUCGCGCUGACGCGUGGCUCUCUCAAAGGCACUGAAAGGACCAGGAAGCUGGCUCCCCGUGCAUGGAUCGGAUACCUCGUUGGCUACGAUUCCUCGAACAUCUUCCGUAUCUGGAAUCCUGUCACUAAUCAGGUCGUUCGCACACGCGAUGUUGUCUUCAACGAGGAGCAGGUGUUCUCAGGAUCAAUUGACAUGAUCAAGAACGACCUUGCACAAGUCGACCUCGAACAACUGAAAGAAUGGCUCAACGCCAACACGACCGAGGACAAGAGCAUCGCAGAGGAGGAAGAAGAGGAAGAUAGCGAGGCACAAAGCACAGGCGCCACUGUGGUAUCAACAACCGCAGCCUUCGAAGAUGAGGGGGUGACAGAGGUGAUCGACGAAGAGGAGGAAGAAAUACUGGACAGUAUCACCGUCAAAGGCGACCAUACAUCCACCUUCGAAGACUUCUACCCGACACCACCACAAACGCCGCCCCCAGGCGACCUGCUUGCCGCAGCUUUCCACGGCAUGAGAAUCUCCAAGUACACUAGCCCACCAGUACGACGUCGCCGUAGAGUUGAGCCGUGGCACGCAGUUUUCCACGCAGGCACACAAUCGUCGCCCACAGUAGUGGAGAGCACCCAGGCCACCAGGGCCGAGGUCGCCCGAAGGCAACGAAAGCCACCACGCCAGAGCGCGGGCUCCGCAACCAUCACCAUAGCUGAGAUCAACGUGGCCAGGGCACAGCCAGGCAGUAUCAACAACCUCCAUCAAUCUCAGCUUCCGGCCCCACCAAAACGGCAUCAUGACCUCGUCGAGCCGCACUUCCCAGUCAUCAACCCACGAAAAGGGAAGCCACGACACCAGCGGCACCCACUGGCCGACCUAUUCCUCCAGGCCGAACGAGACCACCUGCAAAGCCAUGAGAAAACAGGGUCCUGGGAGGAAGUGUCGCGCCACAGCGACCAAAUACAGGGCAAUCAAAUCCUCGAUUGCAUGUGGGUUUACACCUACAAAUUCAACACUCGCGGCUUCCUGGCCAAAUGCAAGGCGAGGUUAGUUGUCCGUGGGGACCAACAGAGGGUCAAUCAUGCCGAGGAGAACUACGCGGCCACUCUCGCAGUGCGGUCCUUCCGGGCAGUCCUGGCCCUAGCCGCCCGCUUCGACUUGGAACUCAAGCAAUUCGAUGCAGUCAACGCUUUCGUCAAUGCCAAAAUAGACGAGGAUGUCUAUAUGGAGAUGCCCACAGGCUACCGGAGGCCAAGCAGGGUCCUCAAGCUCAAGAAGGCACUUUAUGGGCUCAGGAAGUCUCCCCUCCUCUGGCAAAAGGAAUUGACAGCUACGUUGACCAAACUCGGCUUCAAGGCUCUACCCCACGAGCCCUGUAUGAUGAUACGGAAAGGAUGCCUCAUCUUCUUCUACGUGGACGACAUCGUCGUCGCGUAUCGCAAAAACGACAGCCAUAUCGCCAACGCAGCGAUCAGUGGGCUAAAGGCCAAAUACGAGCUCACUGGUGGCGAGGACCUUCGCUGGUUCCUAGGCAUUGAAAUUCACCGCGACCGCGCGAGACGCUACAUCUGGCUGUCCCAGACGGCUUACAUCGACAAGAUCGCCGAGUUGGCGCAGUCUGACGACCUCCCCCGCACACCAAUGGGCCUGCGAGAGCUUCCGCCAUACGAAGGGAUCGCGACGAGGCAAUCAACCCGCCUGUACCAGCGAAAGGUCGGUUCCAUCCUUUAUACCGCGGUCAUCACCCGCCCCGAUGUGGCCUUCGCAGUCGCCCGGUUGGCCAGGUUCAAUCAAAACCCUGGACCAGAACAUCACCGCGCGGCGGACCAGGUCCUGCGAUACCUGCAUGUAACAAGGUCUCUGGCUCUGAGGCUAGGCGGUGGCGACUACCUCCGAGUGGCCAGCGAUGCCUCUUUUGCCGACAACUCCAUCGACCGAAAAAGCUCACAGGGCUACGCAAUUACCUUGUUCGGAGGUCUCAUCGCCUGGCGCGCCAGCAAGCAAGACACAGUAACCACCUCAACCACCGAGGCAGAACUCCUCGCCCUGGCGCAAGCGGCCAAAGAAGGACUGUUUAUCCAACGACUGAUCGCUGAAAUGGCGAUCAAACUCGACGACGACGUCCUGGUUCUCGAAUGCGACAAUACCAACACAAUCUCCCUUGUGACGAAAGAAAUCGCCGUCCUCCAAACGAAGCUCCGGCACGUGGACAUCCACAACCACUGGCUCCGACAAGAAUAUCAACGCGGGAAGAUCCACGUAAAAUACGUGCCUUCCAAGAAAAUGGUGGCCGACGGCCUGACCAAGGCGCUCAACGCAGACAACCACCAGGAGUUCGUCAGGAUGCUGAAUUUGGAGGACAUCCAGUUACUCACUUGA